Messenger RNA from Drosophila ficusphila, 1043 nucleotides. It is a transcript of the gene Pex12, whose product is annotated as peroxisome assembly protein 12. NCBI's taxonomy places the organism in Eukaryota, Metazoa, Arthropoda, Insecta, Diptera, Drosophilidae. Gene Ontology annotation, molecular function: zinc ion binding; protein binding; ubiquitin-protein transferase activity. The record is from RefSeq and is a predicted model, not a curated record. The transcript has a single exon. Gene Ontology annotation, cellular component: peroxisomal importomer complex; peroxisomal membrane. Bases 67 to 960 code for a protein of 297 amino acids. Gene Ontology annotation, biological process: protein monoubiquitination; protein import into peroxisome matrix.
UACGCUAGCUAUCGUCGGUUUAACUUAAUAUGUUUAUUGUUUUGAUGAAUAACAUUGAAUGAAACAAUGGCAGAAGCUGCAAAUGUGCGUCAGAACCUGCAGAAUGUGCCCUCAAUCUUCGAGAUCUCGGCGGCAGAGACGCUGGACAACCUGAUUUACCCGGCUUUGAGCAAGAUCUUCGACUACUUUGGACUGCGGCUGGACUUUAAACUCUGGGGAAGUUUGCGGGUCAAAGAGGAGCUGUCACCGCUCUUAACCUGGCUGCUGCAGUAUUUGUACCUACGGAAAAGAGCCUCUUCCUUCGGGGAGAGCUUUUAUGGGUUGCAGAGAACGGUUACGGAGACUGGGGAUUUGCUAAAUCGCCGACAGCAGUUCCUAUCCGCAACCUUCUUGACUUUUUUACCCUAUAUUGAACGUAAACUAAGGAGCAGGAUCACCCGGCAUGAGGACUCAAAUCCCUGGGAGCAGCGGCUGCUUGGUGCCUUUCAUUGCUUCCACGCCGCCAAGGCGGUGCACACAUUCCUCUACCUUAUAAAGUAUGCCUCAAACCACUCGCCCAUCUUCCGGCUUUUGGGCCUUACCCUUCGCUAUCCCAACGAACCCCCACACGAAGACCAAUGGACGUACCUCGUUCUCAAAAUGCUUGAGGUUCUUGCCUUUUUCCUGCAAUUCAUCCAAUGGUGGUAUUCCAAUGACCAACGUCGCAAAGUUGGAGGAACACUGCUCAACCCGGAGGCGAUGCCAAGGACAGAACUGCCCAAGGAAGUUCAGAAGAGCCUUCCCAAAACGGGAGACUGCCCCGUUUGCCUGCUGCCCAUCCAGACCCCAACUGCCUGUUCCGUCUCCGGAUACGUCUUUUGCUGGAAGUGCAUCGUGAGCCACAUGAAGGAGCACGGCACUUGUCCAGUAACCCAAUAUGCCAUUAGCUUGGACGAUCUAGUGAGGAUUUACGAGACGUAGCCUUAAGUUUAUUCUUAUAUUUUGUACCUUCUUGUUCAAUAUAUGUGAUAAAAUGUUACGGCUUAGAUUCCGCCGAGAAAGAA